AUGUCUUCUUGGCUCUCGUUCUCUCUCCCUAACCCUUUCCAAUCCGACAAUCAAAACCCCUCGUCCCCACCGGAAGACACUAAACCUCUCUCACCCAAUCACAACCCACCUCCUCACUCCUCCGGCGUGAAGGACGACCUCUCCGUCCUCUCCCAAACCCUCACCCACCACCUCCGCGGCGUCGCCGCCUUCCUCGCACCCCCUCCUCCCUCACAUUCCACCACCGCCGCCUCAGAUGAUGAAAAGGUGUCGUCUUCGCAAACGAUUCUCGGAAUUAAAAGCGAUUUAGUUGAAAUUGGGGUAGUUUCAAGACGGGUCUUUCGGUCCUGUCUUCGAAUAAGGCUGUGUCUGAGAUCUCUCGGCGAUGAGGCUGAAAGCGACGAAGACGAUGACAUGGUUGGAAUUGCUGAUGAAGUUGUGGACUUUGUAAUGCAAAUUUCAUUGCGGCCUGAGUGUUGGACCGAUUUCCCUUUGUCACUACCCAAUGAUUUUAGUAUGUCCAACGUUCAGAGAGAUCAUGCUGCAACUAUCGAACAUUUGGUGCCUAGUCUUGCAGCUUUGAGGCAUAAACUUUGCAAUGACUUGAGUGAUGAACAAUUUUGGAUGGUCUACUUUAUUUUGUUGCUUCCUAGGUUGAAUGAGAAUGAUUCUAAGCUCCUAGCAACUCCAGAGAUUGUUGAAGCAAGGGAGACACUUUUGCAGAAGUUGCUAAACAAGAAGAACGCAGUGAUGAAAGCUUCUGAGAACUCCGAGGCUGUUAAUACGUUUCCAGAUGGUGGUAUAAUUUAUAGCACACAAGAAGAUGAGUGCCCAUCUCAGCAAAAGGACGUUUUAGCUGAGGUUGUCAAUGCAUUACAGGAGACAGAGAUUGAUGACCAUGGGAAUACUGAGCAGUGGUUAGAAGAUGAAGAUGUUGAAACUUGCACAUCGGUAGAUGCUCGGAAACUGCCUGCAAGUGAGGAUGAUGUCUCAUUUAGUGAUUUGGAAGAUGAUGAUAACGAUUUUUCAGGGAAACUCUCAAGUUUCAGGCCUGCACAGAGUAAUAAGGCUUCUUCACCUGGUGAAUGGGUUCAACUCAGGGACGCUCAAGGUGGUUUGCAGAAGGCUGGCCAAUCAAGUUCCCAAGAGAAAGAUUCUGAAGGAGAGGAGUCAAAUGAUUGGCUCACUAUCGAUAAUGUAGAUUCGGACAGUUAUGCUACUGUUUGA
Ilex paraguariensis (yerba mate) is the source of this 1206-nucleotide messenger RNA. Lineage: Eukaryota; Viridiplantae; Streptophyta; Magnoliopsida; Aquifoliales; Aquifoliaceae. The record is from the annotation of a GenBank genome assembly.